AUGGUUGAGAUCAACAAGGAUCCCAGCCUUUUACCCAAUUUAUCACUGGGCUUCCAUUUCCAUGGAAUCUACCACAAUGCCGAAAGAGCCAUGGAGGGUGCUUUGAUGGGGAUACAUUAUGCCCCAUUUAGUCUCCAGUCUCAAACAAUCCUUGAUGCAACAAUUGACACCCUCAACACAGCCCUCUCUACUGGACUCUACUUGCUCACUCCCUUCUCCCUUUACCAAUCUCGUACCACUAACCCUCAGCAGAAUGCUCUGGAGUUGGAUUUAUUACAUUAUCACACCUCCCACUUAGUUCUGUUGUUCUCUAUCCAGAUCACCUAUGGCCCAUUUGACCCGAUCCUGAGUGACAAGGUACAGUUUCCAUCUCUCUAUCAGGUGUCCCCCAGAAUCUCCUCUCUGCCUCAGGGGAUGGUCCGGUUAAUGGUGCAUUUCAGCUGGACCUGGGUGGGGGUCGUGGUGUCAGGUGUUAUGAGAGGAGAGAGAUUACUCUCGGAUGUGACCAGGGAGAUGGUCAAGAAUAGUGCUUGUGCAGCUUUUACCAAGAAGAUCCCUAGGGGAAAGUUCAACUUUUAUUCAGCCUGGAGAAUCUACUCCAGUGUCAUGGUUACAUCAGCUUCAAUAAUGGCUGCCUAUGGUGAUGCAGAGACCCUGAACUUUCUGAGAUUUGUCAUAGAGAUUUUUGGACUGUCCAAGAUGGUUUUGGUCAUCAUCUUUUACUGGGACGUUACUUUGAGCACGACGUAUGAAACAAAUAGCUAUGAUUUUCAUGGGACUUUGACUCUGGCGAACCUUGCUAAAGAGGUUCCAGGUUUCAUAGAUUUUUUACAGACAGUUAAACCAGCAAAAUAUCCAGAAGCCACUAUCUUGAAAGAAUUCUGGGAGUCUGCCUUUGACUGUUCCUUUUCACUGCCUGAACUGAGUGGAAGAAAGUGCUCAGAAAAUGCUUCCUUGGAGAUGCUGCCUGCACACGUUUUUUCUCUGACGAUGUCUACUCUGAGUUACAGUGUGUACAACGCCAUGUAUGCUGUGGCCCAGGGGCUCCAGGACUUGCUUUUAACCAGCUCAGACCCGGAAUCACUGGAAAAUGAGGACUGCCUGGUGCCUCGUCCAUGGCAGCUCCAUGAGUUUCUGAGCCAAGUCCAGUUUGACAACCCUGUGAGGGAACCAGUGAUUCUGGAUCAGAACCACAAAUCUACUGGAAAAUUUGAGAUUCUGAACUUUGUGAUCUCUCCCAAUGGAACUUGUGAGUUGGUGAAAGUCGGGGAGGUGGACCCCCAGGCACCCCAUGACCAAGAUGUUUUCAUCAAUGAAGCAGUAGUCAUGUGGUCUGGGGGAUCCUCUCAGGCUCCACGCUCACGGUGCAGCAGGAGCUGUGGACCCGGAUUCAGAAAACGUGCCCAGCAAGGGCUGGCCGUUUGCUGCUAUUUUUGUGUCCGGUGCCCAGAGGGGGAGAUUUCCAACCAGACAGACGUGGAGCAGUGUGUGAAGUGUCCUGACGAUCAGUAUUCAAACAUGGAGAGAGAUGGCUUUCUCCACAAAGUGGUGACUUUCCUGCCACACAAGGAACCUCUGGGACUGAUUCUGGUCUGCAUGUCUCUCUCCUUCUCUCUCCUCACAGCCCUGGUUUUCGGGAUCUUCAUUAAGCACCGAGACACCCCCAUAGUCCGAGCCAAUAACCUCAAUCUCAGCUACACCCUUCUCCUCUCCCUCAUUCUCUGCUUUCUCUGUGCUCUGACCUUCAACGGCAAACCUACUCCAGCUUCCUGCCUCCUUCGACAAGUGGUCUUUGGGGUUGUGUUCACCGUGGCCAUCUCCUCCAUCUUGGCCAAAACCUUCACCGUGGUUCUGGCCUUCAGGGCCACGAGCUUGGGGAGCAGAGUCAGGAGGUGGGUGGGGCCCAGAGCUUCUAUCUCAACAGUCCUGUCCUGUUCACUGGUCCAGGUGACCAUCUGCAUGAUCUGGUUGGGCACCGUUUCCCCCUUCCUGGAGGUGGACACACACUCUGAGACGAGACUCAUCAUUGCUGAGUGUAAUGAGGGCUCCGUGACUGCCUUCUACUGCCUUCUGGGCUACCUGGGCGUUCUGGCCCUGGUUAGCCUCACUGUGGCUUUCCUGGCCAGGAGGCUGCCCGACAGCUUCAUUGAGGCCAGGUUCAUCACGUUCAGCAUGCUGGUAUUCUUCAGCGCCUGGGCCUCCUUCCUCCCUGCAUACCACAGCACCAAGGGGAAGGCCACGGUAGCCGCGGAGAUCUUCUCCAUCUUGGCCUCUGGUGCCGGGCUUCUCGGCUGCAUCUUCGUCCCCAAGUGCUACAUGAUCCUGCUGCGGCCUGACAGGAACACUCGGGAGUGUUUGAAGAGGAAAUGA
Tachyglossus aculeatus (Australian echidna) is the source of this 2370-nucleotide messenger RNA. RefSeq names its product vomeronasal type-2 receptor 26-like. Gene Ontology annotation, molecular function: G protein-coupled receptor activity. The transcript is spliced from 7 exons. The record is from RefSeq and is a predicted model, not a curated record. Gene Ontology annotation, biological process: G protein-coupled receptor signaling pathway. NCBI's taxonomy places the organism in Eukaryota, Metazoa, Chordata, Mammalia, Monotremata, Tachyglossidae. Gene Ontology annotation, cellular component: membrane. Bases 1 to 2370 code for a protein of 789 amino acids.